Mandrillus leucophaeus (drill) is the source of this 909-nucleotide messenger RNA. It is a transcript of the gene FIGNL2, whose product is annotated as fidgetin-like 2. The record is from RefSeq and is a predicted model, not a curated record. NCBI's taxonomy places the organism in Eukaryota, Metazoa, Chordata, Mammalia, Primates, Cercopithecidae.
AUGCACUGGACACCGGAACACGCCCAGCCCCUCAACCAGUGGCCAGAGCAGCACCUGGAUGUCUCCUCCACCACCCCGUCGCCGGCCCACAAGUUGGAGUUGCCCCCUGGGGGUCGCCAACGCUGCCACUACGCUUGGGCACACGACGACAUCUCCGCCCUCACUGCCUCCAACCUCCUAAAGCGCUAUGCAGAGAAAUACUCUGGGGUCUUGGACUCUCCCUACGAGCGUCCGGCCCUGGGCGGGUACAGCGACGCCUCAUUCCUCAACGGCGCCAAAGGGGACCCCGAGCCCUGGCCAGGGCCGGAGCCACCCUACCCUUUGGCCUCACUCCACGAGGGCCUCCCAGGAACCAAGUCGGGCGGUGGCGGCAGUUCCGGGGCCCUAGGCGGCUCCCCGGCGGCGGCCGGGGCGGGCCUCCCGGGGCUGCAGCGCCCCCUCUCCUACAAGGACUUGGAGGCAGCGCUGUCCAAAAUGGGCCCUAGGGCCUCCGCCAAGGAACUGGACUCGUUCGUGGAGUGGGACAAAAUGAACUCCUGCUCUCUUGCCACAACGCUUUUGUCUCCUCGCUAUCUGAAUGGCACCCUCCUUCUCCCUCACUAUCUCCAUCCCAUUCUCUGCAUUCUCUUGGUUUUCUCUCCCUUUUGCUUUGUCGCUGACAGCCCUCCCCGAAUGCUGGCCCUGUUUCUCUCCUGCCCCUCCCUCCCCAGCUCUCCCUCCCUCACCCUCUGUGCUUCUGUCUCCAUCCCUGGCUUUCCAGCGUCCCUCGCCUUUUUGUCCCUGAGCUUUAAUGCCUCUCCAUGCCUUCUGUUCUUACUUGGACUGCAGUGGCUCUUUGCAGGAGCUCUGGAGGCCCAUGGGCUGAGGAGGAGGGGAGGAGGGUUACCCCUGUACCCAUCUGAAACCUAG